CCAAUGAAACUACUAUCACUACCACCAAUACAAUCACAACCAACUCAAAAAUGGCAAGACAACCAAGAUGUUCCAGGCAACAAAGUUCCUUGUCUUGGUUAUAAAUAUUCCGAGUUUAGAUCUUCAAAACGCAAUAUGAUGAGAUUAGAAAAUAUAUGUAAAAAGAUUGAUGGAAGACUUGGUAGUCCUCUGCAUUUUGUGCUCAACUGCAAAAAUUGUAACACAGUCUGGAAUAGAGAUGACGAAAUCUUCAUUAUAUUGCAAGGCAGCAAAUGA
Messenger RNA from Entrophospora sp. SA101, 276 nucleotides. Lineage: Eukaryota; Fungi; Glomeromycota; Glomeromycetes; Entrophosporales; Entrophosporaceae. The record is from the annotation of a GenBank genome assembly.